Anopheles stephensi (Asian malaria mosquito) is the source of this 3753-nucleotide messenger RNA. It is a transcript of the gene Nt5b, whose product is annotated as cytosolic purine 5'-nucleotidase. Bases 638 to 2500 code for a protein of 620 amino acids. The record is from RefSeq and is a predicted model, not a curated record. Lineage: Eukaryota; Metazoa; Arthropoda; Insecta; Diptera; Culicidae. Gene Ontology annotation, molecular function: 5'-nucleotidase activity. The transcript has 7 exons.
GAAAACGUCAAAAUUGCGGUCCGUUUUUGUAUGCUGUCAUUCGACAAAGGUACACGAUAUUCCGCGAAUCCGGUCGGGCUUACAAGUUGACUACCAAGUGUCUGUUUUUGCUACCCGUCUCCGCCUUGGUGUGUGCUGCUCCUUCACUUACCUCCAUUCUCCAUCGGUCUUGGAAACGCCGGGUCAAAGGAAAAAGUGACCAUUUGCUCUACUGCUAGAUAAAUUCCCACCUGGAGGUCCUUUUCCCCCUUUCCCUGGUGUGUACACAUCUGGUGUGCGUGUGUGUGAACGCGUUCCUUUGUCGCAGUGUCCUUCGCGAAGGUACGUGUGGCCCACGGUCUAUGCGCGCCUGUGCGUGUUUGUGUGCCACGCUACGGCACCGUAAAGGGUUGCCGGGAUUCGGAAACGGAAAGUGCAUCCGGAUACACGGGAUCAGCUGUGCGCCCUCAAGCAACUGUAUUUGCUCCUGUUUCGCCACUCAAACAUAGCUCGCCUAGCAGCAACAGCAGCAGCAGCAGCGACAGGAAUCCAUCCCCAACAACAAAGAAACCAGUUUCACUUCAGCAAACACCUAUAACUACAGCAAUCAACCACCCGGAGCAGAACGGAUCACUAAACGGACGAAUCACCAGAGACCAUGUACUAUCCAAUAUCGGAGCUACCCUCCCCGCAAACGUUCCCGACCAGCGGUGGGAUGGCGUCGGGCGAAGGUCAUGUUAAAAAAUACUACCGUAAAGCCGAGCACAGAAUCUUCGUCAAUCGCUCGAUGCACCUGGAGAACAUCAAGUUCUAUGGGUUCGAUAUGGACUACACGAUUGCGGAGUACAAGUCACCGCAGUACGAACAGCUCGGGUUCGAUCUGGUGAAGGAGCGACUGGUCAACCUUGGCUAUCCGGCGGAGAUCCGCCAGUUCGAGUACGACCCUUCGUUCCCGGUACGUGGACUCUGGUUCGACUCGCUGUACGGCAACCUGCUCAAGGUGGACGCGUACGGCAACAUACUCGUCUGCGUCCAUGGUUUCGAGUUCCUCAAGCACCACCAGGUGUACGAGCUGUAUCCGAAUAAGUUCCUGCAGCUGGACGAAAGCCGCGUGUACGUGCUGAACACGCUGUUCAACCUGCCCGAGACGUACCUGCUCGCGUGUCUGGUGGACUUCUUCACACAUUCGCCCCAGUACGCGGAACAGGUCGACCGGACCGGUGUCAAGUACGGUGAGCUGUUCAUGUCGUUCAAGUCAAUCUUCCAGGAUGUGCGCGGUGCCGUCGACUGGGUGCAUAUCUACGGUGAUCUGAAAAAGAAAACGCUUGAGAACCUCGACGAGUACGUGAAGAAAGACGAGCGUCUGCCGAUGGUGCUGUCCCGCAUCCGAGAGUCGGGCGCAAAGCUCUUCCUGCUAACGAACAGUGAUUACACCUUCACCGAUCGCAUCAUGACGUUCCUGUUCGACUUUCCGCACGGUGGUAAGCCGGACGAGCCGCACCGGGAUUGGAAAACGUACUUCGACACGAUUGUGGUGGAUGCGCGUAAGCCGCUGUUCUUCGGGGAGGGCACCAUACUGCGUCAGGUGGACACCAGUACGGGAGCGCUCAAGGUGGGCACGCAUAUGGGUCCAUUGCAGGCGAACCAGGUGUACUCGGGCGGUUCGUGUGACGUGUUUACCAAGCUGAUCGGCGCCAAGGGUAAGGAUGUGCUGUACAUCGGCGAUCAUAUCUUCGGCGACAUUCUGAAGAGCAAAAAGAUUCGCGGCUGGCGCACGUUCCUGAUCGUGCCGGAGCUGGUGCAGGAGCUGCACGUGUGGACGGACAAGUGUCAGCUGUUCGCUCAGCUGCAGCAGCUCGACGUGCGGCUCGGCGAUCUGUACAAAAAUUUGGACUCGAGCGCGAAGGAAAAACCGGACAUCCGGUCGGUUCGCACCGCGAUACGGGACGUGACGCACAAGAUGGACCUGGCGUACGGUAUGAUGGGUUCGUUGUUCCGGUCCGGCUCCCGGCAGACGUUCUUUGCCGGGCAGGUCGUACGGUACGCGGACCUGUACGCCGCCACCAUCCUAAACCUGAUGUACUACCCGUUCUCGUACAUGUUUCGGGCGCCUGCCAUGCUGCUGCCGCACGAGUCAACCGUCGCGCACGAGCAGCGGUUCACGCUGGACGCACCGAUGAUUCAGCGUACCCGUCCGCCCCGUAGCGAGCCGGUGGUGCCGCCCGCACCGCACGAGCUGGACGAGGAUGACGAGCACGAGGGUGAGGGGCGCGAUCCGCCCGGCGAUGAUUCCAAAGAAAUUGGACGGCUGCUUCUCGGUACGCCACAACCAUCGUCACUUCCGUCCGCAACCGGAUCGGAGCUGAGCGUAUCGGUACCGCACACCCGGCCCGAAACGCCUCGCUCCGUGACGCACACGCACGAUGAGGACUACUCGGACGAGGACAGUGACGACCAGAAACGCACCAAAGUCGGUGACGGCCCUAACUCGGGUGAUGCGUCCUCCUCCACCCAACCAUAAUCCCCCCCCCCCUCCCGCCCCCGUCCUUUACACAGCGCUUCCCUUCCUUCCCAGGUUCCUUUCGGGGUUAGUUUUUUAUUUAAUAUGUCCGGUAAUCCAUAACUCCAGAUAUUGAGUGCCCUUACGGCAAACAACUGUCCACAGCACAAAACACCUUCAAACUAGUGAAUUCUACACGAAGCCUCGUAAUCGUCAGUUAUUUUUUUCGGAAAAAGAUUGUCAAUCGGACGAUGCUGCUAGAAUAAGCUUGCGGUUUACGAGGAACACUAUCUCUACUGUUACACCGAAUGUUACACAGAACCACCCGAACCCUUGGGAAAAUAAUUUGGGGCAUUCUGGGGCUGUACGGUCUGUAGCUCGUUCGCUAUAGCUGCAUGCACUUCCGGGCUGAGUGAAUUAAAGUUCAACUCUUACAGAACCGUGACAGAACGGUUUUAAUUUAGUAGCUUCGUUAAACUAACCAGCAGCCAGAGACGUGGCAGAGCGGAUGAUGCUGGGCCUUGUUGCGGUGUUUGUUAUUAAGAUGUAGCUGUUAAAUCCACGUACGUUACAGGGAGCUUAAGUAACAAAAGUUUAUCUACUACUGCUACUACUAGGCAAAGGACGUCAAGUCGAAGAGGUGUGCGCGUUCGUACAAAAAAAAAUAAUUAUUCUCCCAUAAGGAAUUAGUAAUAGGACACCCAAAAAUAGCACACAUACACAUGCGCACGCAAAAACACACACACCUUUAUGACAAGCAGGCAACGAAUCUCUUAAAACAAAAAAACUAAUGCUGGAUAUACAUGGAUUUUUGAGCAGAUGGAUAUACGAUCAACAAAUUACUUUCCCCUGAAAACCCUUUCGACGUGUGUGUAUUCGGGUGUACGUGUGUAUGUAGACAUGUGCUUUAGAGAGUGAGUCUUUUUUUUUCUUUGUUGUUCGCUUUUAAAAUCCAGUCUCAGUCCACACAAGCAAUACCAGGUACACCACAUCAUCGAUCGAUCAUUUGCGAACGAUGUUUAACGCUCAAUUCGAUUCUACUCAGUUCGUGUGUUUGUCCGGUUGGUGUGCAGCAACAGCAGCCUUCCACACACACACACACACACGCAUAUCUCUUGGCAGGGCCGCUUUGCCUGAGAUAUAGUUUAGUUUGCAUUCCCGACAUUACCGGGUUCUUUCUCUCCUUCCGAUGAGAGAGACUUAAGCAAAAGCAAAAAUAAUGUGUUAGCUAAUGUAAACAACAAAGAGAAUGUAAUAAAAUUCGUUGAACCAUA